UGUUGUUGACCUGCUUGUUGUUGUUUGCUGAUGUCCAGAGAGUGAACACGAUAAACAUGGCAACUCCCAGGCCCAAAUCUCCAAAACCUGCUGGACCUACAAGGAAAGACGACAAGGAAGAAUCUUUUUGGGAGAAAAUUGGUACUCUUGGCAGGAAGAAGCGUAUCAAGGAAGUGCAAGAAUUUCAAGAUGAAGGGAAGCAUGCCAUUGACUCUCCUGGAAGUCCAACGGCUAUUGAUCAUCCUCCUGAAGACUACGAUUUAGGUGAAAAUGAAGAAAGAGCCAUAAUUGAGACUAAAUCAAUGGAAAGUGCCAAAUUCAAGGAACUCGUAACUGUUCUCAUUGAAUGGAUAAAUGAUGAAUUGGCUAAUCAGCGCAUCAUUGUUAAAUACAUUGAUGAAGAUUUGUAUGAUGGACAAAUUUUGCAGAAAUUAUUGGAGAAACUUACUAAAGAAAAACUUGAUGUACCUGAGGUAACACAGUCUGAGGAGGGUCAAAAGCAGAAACUGAGAAUUGUUCUUGGUACAGCCAAUAAAGUUCUUGGACUUCCCAGAUGGUCAGCUCAAAAAUGGAGUGUGGAAAGUGUUCACUCUAAGAAUAUUGUUUCCAUUUUGCACCUGCUUGUUGCGUUGGCUCGUCAGUUUCGGGCCCCUGUGCGUUUGCCAGAAAAUGUGGCAGUUAGUGUCAUCAUUGUUCAGAAAAAAGAUGGGACCUUGACUCAUAGAACAGUUACAGAAGAAAUCACAUCAACAUAUGAAGACUUGGGCAUGCGCUGUGAGAAAGAUGCAUUUGACACUCUUUUUGAUCACCCUCCUGAUAAGCUUAAUGUAGUCAAACGGUCACUGAUUACUUUUGUCAACAAGCAUUUGAAUAAAAUAAACCUGGAGGUUUCUGAGCUAGAAACGCAGUUCCACGAUGGAGUUUAUUUGACUCUUCUCAUGGGGCUCCUUGAAGGUUUCUUUGUUCCUUUGUAUGAUUUCUACCUCACACCUCAAGAUUUUGACCAAAAAGUUCAUAAUGUUAACUUUGCCUUUGAGUUAAUGCAAGACACUGGACUUGCCAAACCAAAAGCUCGCCCUGAAGAUAUUGUCAAUCUUGAUUUAAAAUCAACCCUUCGAGUUCUUUACAACUUAUUCACCAAGUAUAAAAAUAUGAGCUGAGGGAUUUUAUGAGAAGGUGGCUAGAGGUGACUGGAAAAUUUCCUUGAAUUUUUGUAUUAAUAAUUUUAUUCAGAAAAACAACAAGUCAGAAGAUUGUCUGCAUAAUUUUAUCAUUAUACUGUAGUACAUGACGCUUUCUAUUUCUUCUGUGAGACGAGCUUCAGACUGUGUAGGUGUUAACAACACAUUUAACUGUAAACGCCAUUUAAUUCUUAACAGGGUAACUUAUGAGCCUUAUAGUUGUAACUAUUGUGUGUUAAAAUCAUAUUUUUUGUCAGGAUAUUUGGUAUAUCUUUUCAUUUGAUACAAUUUCAAAAAUUGUUACCAAAAUGAUUUUAUGUCAGUUUUCUAUGCCUAUCUUGUAAAGAUCAAUUUACAUUUUUUCACAUCCAUCUAACUCACUGCCAUUGUCAUUGUGUCUUAAAUUAUUUUAUAUUGAUGUUACUUGAAGAUGAGUGUGCUUGCAUUUUAGUAGUAUUAUAUUUACAAACUAAGUCACUAUAGUAUAUCUUAUUAACAUGUGGUAAAGUGUGUAUGACAAGUACUAACUGCCAGAUACAAAUUAUCUUAUUAAAUUAUUUAUUAAUUUAA
Frankliniella occidentalis (western flower thrips) is the source of this 1751-nucleotide messenger RNA. It is a transcript of the gene parvin, whose product is annotated as beta-parvin. The coding region runs from base 57 to 1160 and encodes 367 amino acids. The record is from RefSeq and is a predicted model, not a curated record. Gene Ontology annotation, molecular function: actin binding. Lineage: Eukaryota; Metazoa; Arthropoda; Insecta; Thysanoptera; Thripidae. The transcript is spliced from 8 exons. Gene Ontology annotation, cellular component: cytoplasm; focal adhesion; actin cytoskeleton. Gene Ontology annotation, biological process: establishment or maintenance of cell polarity; cell projection assembly; actin cytoskeleton organization.